This is a messenger RNA of Tachysurus vachellii, 395 nucleotides long. Its product is annotated as galectin-4-like. The record is from RefSeq and is a predicted model, not a curated record. NCBI's taxonomy places the organism in Eukaryota, Metazoa, Chordata, Actinopteri, Siluriformes, Bagridae. The coding region runs from base 19 to 270 and encodes 83 amino acids. Gene Ontology annotation, molecular function: carbohydrate binding. The transcript is spliced from 3 exons.
AAGGGAGCUGCCUUUAAUAUGUUUGUUAUCAUUAAAUCAGAGCACUACGAGGUCUACGUGAAUGGCUUGGAGCUUUGCACAUUCAAACAUCGCAUUCCUUUGGAGAAGAUUUCUGUGCUUGGCAUUUCUGGAGAUGUUUCCAUCAAUUUCAUUGGUUUUAUUGAGACCUGGAGCAAAUUUUCCUUCAUCAUAGAAAAUAACGAAAUCACAGGCAUGCGAAACUCAUCCUGGAGAUGCUCGUCUCAUCAGAUGAUCAGCACAUCAUCUUAAGAUUUUUAAUCACGUUUUCAUAACUGUUGGUUUUUGUCAUCGUCCUUUUGCAUCAUUAUAUGGAGUUUUAACUAGAAUUAGAAUUGUUGUGUUCUGCAUGUAAUUAUUCAGUUCUGGAUUAGAAU